Molecule: messenger RNA, 3111 nt
Organism: Cataglyphis hispanica
Lineage: Eukaryota; Metazoa; Arthropoda; Insecta; Hymenoptera; Formicidae
Exons: 13
Coding region: 304-3072 (922 amino acids)
Biological process (GO): actin filament organization; vesicle transport along actin filament
Cellular component (GO): vesicle; cytoplasm; actin cytoskeleton
Molecular function (GO): ATP binding; microfilament motor activity; actin filament binding
Source: RefSeq, a predicted model, not a curated record
UUUGACAUGCGUUGUUCACGAUUAAAGACACACGUAUUUAUAUACAUAUAUAUUUUCAACUUUGUAAAUUUGAUAUGGAAGUUUGAAGUUCGAACUGUGACACGCGUGUCACAACAAGUCUCACAUAACUUAGUCUCUCUCUCUCUCUAUAUAUAUAUAUACAUAUAUGUAUGAAUAGAUUAAUAUAACCGAUAAGCGGAAUGUAUAUAUUCGCAGAGAUACGUGUCAAUUGGAUAGAUUUUUGCCGCGGCCGUUUACAACGCUGUGCGUUUACAGAGAGUUUGCUCUUACAUCUGAGAUGUGAUGGACGACUCGAGUGCGGUCCGACAGGAGAAUAUUAUAGAUUAUCUUCUGGAGCGUUUCGAACGAGGUCAGAUUUACACAUGGAUCGAUACUCUCCUCUUGGCGAUUAAUCCCAACGGCGAGAUCUCCAUCGACGAUAUUUAUGAUUUGUCGCGUGUCAACGAUCUGUACGAUGUAAGUCGUAAAGAAUUAACACCUCAUAUAUUCACCAUGGCGGCCAGAGCGCACUUUAGAAUAGUUCAAGGUUUUGGAAAGCCUAGCCAGGUAAUUGUCCUGAACGGUGAAACUGGAACAGGAAAGACCUUCAACGCGUGGAGGGCGCUGGAAUUUUUGACCGCCAGAAAUGCAUUCGUCGACAAGCAUCGGGAUCAAGAUGCAGCUUGCUGCGACUUCGUGCAAAAAAUCACAGACGCCUGCCGUUUGAUAUCGGCUUUCACGGUAGCGUCCACCGAGAAAAAUGAGAUCAGCUCGAGACACGUGGAGCUCGUGUGGCUCGAGUAUAAGAUGGGCAGAAUUUGCGGUGCGAUGGUAUCCUCAUACCUUCUGGAGAGGAAUAGAGUUACGAUGGGUCACUGCAAUUUUCAGAUUUUUUAUCAGAUGAUGACUGCGUUGACGGAUAUAGAGUUUGCCGAUACUGGAUUAUCGAAGGACGCGCGAUAUUUUAUGUCGAGCGACCUGGAUUCUGCAAAAGGACAACAGCUUCGCGACGGAUUUCGAGAUACUUUGAGAGCAAUGGAUAUGUUAGGUUUUACGAAGGAUCAGAAGAAAGAUAUCUUCCAAGUUCUUUUUUUGCUCAUCCAAAUGAGUAACAUACGGUUUACGCAAGAGGACGAUCAUUGCAAGAUUGAUAUCGAUGACGAACAAUCCAAGGAAGCCUUGGAGAACACAUGCAAGCUGGCUGGUCUCCAGAAGGAGGAUAUUGCCGAAUUGUUUACGUCCACCCUAAUAAAUCCGCGAAGUUCUUGGCAACGUCACACCGCUUGCCGACGUAAUCUCAACACUGAAGACGCCUGCCGCUAUAGGCUUCACAGUAUCAUCCGCUACUUGUACGAUCUUCUUUUUCACUGGCUGAUCGACUCCGUAAACGGGAUCCUAUCUACCCGUUUAUUCAGCGAACGAUUGGGGAUAUUGGACGUCUUCGGAUUCGAGUGCUUCGAUGCGAACGGCAUCGAGCAACUCUGCGUUAAUUACGUCAACGAGAGAUUGCAGUGUUAUUUCAUGGAAAAGUAUCUGGAAUUUCGUCAAAAAAUUUUGCAAGAGGAGGAUCUCAUUGACGUGGAACCACCAGAAAUUGUGCGAUUAUACGAGGAUCGCUUGAACACGAUUGAGAAACGCUUGUUCACUACUCUCAACGACAUAUGUUUGUCGACAGUUCAAAGCGAUUUGUCCACAUUAAUACAGCAAAUAUAUGCCAACGGUUGUCCCGAGACGAAACGAUUCUUGAAAGUGAGGAAUGAAAAUUUUGUUAUACAACAUUACUCCGGUGCCGUGGAAUAUUCCGUUAACGAUCUGCUUUCCAAGAAUAUUGAUAAGAUCCCGGACGAGAUAACUGUAACAUUUGGCGUGAGUAAGAAUACGUUUCUGUAUUGCUUAAUUAACAAAAAUAAGCUACAUCACGAAAAUGGAAAAACCAAGAAACCCACAAUGCUCUCCAAGCUACGACAUAACGUGGACUCACUAAUACAAGAAUUAAACAGAUGCGACGCGCAUUAUGUUCGCUGUAUUAAACCGCGGCGGCUUGAUAAUCGCGAAUGGGACCGAAACGAAUUUCGCAGGCAACUGGCUAAUAUAGGUAUUCUCGACGCUUUGCCUCUGGCUAGAUGUAAAUAUUCGAUUCACUUCACCUACAAAGAGUUUUCCAAACGAUAUUGCUGCAAACGAACCUCCGACUUUCGCAUGGGUUGCAAGAUAUUGGCGUCAUCUUGUCUAACGGUGAAUGAUGAUGAUUUAUCGAUACAUUACGGAAAGCAUUUCAUCUUCUUGACGGAGUAUUCUUUUUUACAAUUAGAAUCUGCUAGGAAGCGACUUCAUAUCGAAUGUGUUGGAAAAAUAGAAUCUUUCUGGAUAAAAUAUAGGAAUAAUCGGCGACAAAGUAUAAAAGAGACUGAAGAUGUUCAAACGAUUAAUAAUAAAAAUAAGUUGAUCGGGAAUUCUCAAUUGGAAUGUAAGCGUAUUAUAUCUAUAGGAAUAUGUGUCUAUGCAGAGACAUAUCGGCGACAAAACACAAAAAGGAAUACAAUUCGUGAUGAUCAAGCAAUUUUUAAUAUCGAUAUUCAAGAUGAGUCGACCAAAAAAAAUCAAUUGGAAAAUAAAUAUGACAUGCAAUUAAUAGAUUAUUCCAUUAUACAAGAAAAACCUCCAUUUAUACCGCCAAACAUAUCGUAUAAUAAAACUGCAUACAUAAUCCAUUGGUUAGAAGAUGUGAGUAAAGCGAUGAAUAUAAAAAAUAUUGGACCAACUAGGAAACAACUGUUAAUAGCACACAAUCAACUCGCUAUUCAAUUACAUGAUGCAAGAUCCACGCGUUCAAAUAGCAAUAGAUCUCAAAUGGAAAACAGACAUAAGAACAAUCUUGGAAAUUAUAACAAAAAAGAAGAUAUAUACAUUAUACGACAUGGCAUUUCUACAUUAUUCUACAAAAACGGGGUUUUGAGUCGACGUCGUCCAGCAAGGCUACCAGUUAAAGUACACACUCGUUUCACGUGUUUAACUAAUUCGCAUUGUUUGGUACAUACAGAACUACCACAGGGUCUACAGGAUUGUCUUUAAAACAAGAUUUGUACAAUAUAUGUAAGAUUUAGUAGGCCU